CAACAACAGAUCUGGGUCGAAGCACUCCGGUCAGCGUGUCCAAAUCAGCAACAAGCUGAUUAAGCUUGAAAAGGGCGUUCCGCUUCUGACGACACACUGCUGAUUUGAUAAAUCUUACAGCCACCGCGGCAUCAUGGCGUUCAACUUUACCGUCCAACGAUCAAUGGACAAAGCUAUCGAGCUUUGGAGCUCCAUCCCUCAGGCCGGGCACUGGGCCUUGGCUGGUGUUGGAGCCCUCUUCGUCGCCAGAAAAGCUCUGUCAUUCCUCCAGCUUUUGCUGAAUUGCUUCAUCCUUAGCGGCACCAAUCUUCGCAAAUAUGGCAAGAAGGGCACCUGGGCCGUCGUCACGGGCGCAUCGGAUGGUCUUGGCAAGGAGUUUGCCUCGCAAUUGGCCGCUAAGGGUUUCAACCUGGUCCUCGUUUCCCGCACCCAGUCCAAGCUCGACACCCUCGCUCGCGAACUCACGUUGAGAUGGUCCGGUCUGCAGACCAAGACACUCGCGAUGGACUACUCCCAGGACAACGACGCCGACUACGAGCGCCUGGCUCAGCUGCUUUCGGGUCUGGAUGUGGGCAUUCUGAUCAACAACGUCGGGCAGUCGCACAGCAUCCCCGUGCCGUUCCUCGAGACAUCCCGAGACGAGCUCCAGAACAUUGUCACCAUCAACUGCCUCGGCACCCUCAAGACGACUCAGGUUGUUGCGCCCAUUCUGACGAAGCGCAAGAGGGGCCUCAUCCUUACCAUGGGCUCGUUCGCCGGUGCCAUGCCCACUCCAUACCUCGCGACUUACAGCGGCAGCAAGGCCUUCCUGCAGCAUUGGAGCACCUCGCUCGCUUCGGAGCUCCAGCCCCAGGGAGUCGACGUCCACCUUGUCCUCAGCUACCUGGUCACCACGGCCAUGAGCAAGGUCCGUCGCACCAGCCUGCUCAUCCCCGGCCCAAAACAGUUCGUCCGCUCGGCCCUGGGCAAGAUCGGCCUGGGCGGCACCGAGAACUUCCCCAACACUUACACGCCUUGGUGGAGCCACGAUGCGUUCAAGUGGGUGGUUGAGAACACCGUGGGCACGACGAGCGCUGUGACGGUCUGGUUCAACAAGAGGAUGCAUGUUGACAUCCGGAACCGGGCGCUGCGGAAGGCAGCGCGGGAGGCUAAGAAGCAGUGAGCGGGCCGGGUGUAUGGGAAAGUGUAAGCUUUUUGGAGCUGAGGCUGUAUUACCUAAACAAAUGGGAUAGUGAUGGGCAAAGUGAAUGGCUAGGCUGCUGGAGUACCUGAAGUCUAAGUUCUGUGAUGUUACGACUUUGUCUAGAACAGCACGUUCUAGAUUUUGUUCUCUGUUCUCAGUGUGAAACUUCCGGGUGUCUCUUGCAAUCGACGUUGGGUUCUGGACAGGUGACAGGUCUACUAUGAUAGCUCUGGGUGGCGGUGGCAGAAUCAGGUUAGCGCGGCUCCAGUCAAUCCCAGCGCAUUCGCGUGUCGCCCAG
Messenger RNA from Parathielavia appendiculata, 1481 nucleotides. Its product is annotated as NAD(P)-binding protein. The record is from RefSeq and is a predicted model, not a curated record. The transcript is spliced from 2 exons. Gene Ontology annotation, biological process: fatty acid elongation. The coding region runs from base 134 to 1162 and encodes 342 amino acids. Gene Ontology annotation, cellular component: endoplasmic reticulum. NCBI's taxonomy places the organism in Eukaryota, Fungi, Ascomycota, Sordariomycetes, Sordariales, Chaetomiaceae. Gene Ontology annotation, molecular function: ketoreductase activity.